Ruditapes philippinarum (Manila clam) is the source of this 1090-nucleotide messenger RNA. RefSeq lists its product as uncharacterized. Lineage: Eukaryota; Metazoa; Mollusca; Bivalvia; Venerida; Veneridae. The transcript is spliced from 7 exons. The record is from RefSeq and is a predicted model, not a curated record. The coding region runs from base 192 to 953 and encodes 253 amino acids. Gene Ontology annotation, cellular component: trans-Golgi network.
GAUACAGCAGUCUGAUAUACAUGUAUAAAUAUCUACACUGAUUAGAUACUGUAUAAUUAAAUUUUACAAUUUUCGAUCCUGAAAUUUAGGUUUUAAAUAAAUUUUAUGUUUCAAAAAUAACGUAUUUUGGAUAUUAACAUAUGUUGUUAGAUAAGGAAAUUUCUCUGUUUAUGUGAUAAUCAAUUUUGACGAUGAUUCGGGUAAAAAUGAUUUUAGGGAUAGUCACAUGCGUUUUAUAUUUCGGUUCGGUAAGACUGAAGGAUUGUAAUCAGAAUUCUCAAUGCAAGUGUACAUAUGAUGACGGCGGUGUUGUUGAUUUAACAAGUCUCGGGAAUACAGAUAAUACACCAAGAUUUAAAGAUAUAUUGUCAAGUAGUGAAGGCAAUUUUUACUCCUAUAACCCGUGCACACCGUUUCAAGAGGAAGAAUGCACGGACGCUGCGGUAUGUAUCAUAAAUCCAGACAAAACACAGUCAAUCACCAUAGGGGACGCAGCAAAGGCCGCCUUCAAGUAUGAUGACGACAGUGGGAACCUUAUUGCAGGAUAUACUUCUGGUGAUAUAACAAACUUAAGACUUUCUGAGAUUAUUUUAAAGUGUGACCAAAGUGCAUGUGAUCCGGAAAUAUCGGCAGACGGUCAGCAGAACGCGGGCUUUUUUCAAAUGACGCUUACAUCAGUCUGCGCAUGUCCAAAUGGCUGCAGUGCUUCCGGUCCAAAAAACUGCUCAAGCGGGAUUUCUGUUGGAACAAUCCUUUGCAUCUUGGCAGUGUCAGUCUUAUUUCUGUAUUUUGUGGUUGGUGUGGUAUUUAUGAAAUUCGUUAAAAAGAAAGAGGGAGCAGAAAUUGUGCCAAAUAUCAUAUUUUGGAAAAGUUUACCAGUUCUAGUUAAGUCUGGCGGUGUGUUUAUUGUAAGUAAAUUCCAGAGAAAGGGAGAUUCGUAUAAUUCUAUAUGACUUAAAACAUGUCACGUGAUAUGCAUUGUAGUGUAACAACACCAUGUUGGUAUAACAAUUUGAUGAUGUAGUAACAUAUUUGUUCAAAGAACUUAUAUUUGUUAUAUAAAUAAUUCUAAUAAAUCGUUGUUCUAAUU